CAGGCCCGAGCCCGCACCGAGAGCGGGCCCCGCACCGAGAGGCACCGCAGCCGUAGUCCGGACCGAGACCGGGGCCAUGCAGCGCGCCCAGACCCCCGCCGCGCAGAGGCGGCCCCGGCGCACCCCACUGCAGGAGCUGCAGAUGCAGUCGGGCGCCGACCGGACCAGCCUGACCCCCCUGCUCCGCCGGCUGCGGCUCAAGGACCAUGACUGCGCCACCCCAGUGUCCUGCGCCCGGGGUCCUCGCAGCAGCGUCACCGCGGUGCCCUGCACCCCAAGAGCCCGGCGAAAUGCUACCCUGGGCACCCCCAGCAGCACCACCCCAAUGCCUUGCACCCUGGAGCCCCCCAGCAGCACCACUUUGGAGCCCCCCAGGACUUCUCCCCAGGGCCUCAGGCCUCCCAUCCUUAAGCCUGAUGCCUCUGAGGUCCCCAGCAAUUCCACCCUUAUUCCUGGUGCCUUAGAGAACUCCAGCAGCACCAGCCCAGAGGCCCCUGGCAGUCCUGUCUCAGUGUCCAACAUGCCAGAGCUCCCAGACAACACCGUGCCAGCUCCUCUGUGCAGUCCAGACCUGGGGCCCAGCACCCAGGAGCCCUCCAGCAACACUGUGCCAGCCUCUGUGUGCAACUCCAUCCCAGUGCCUGGCAUCUCAGAGUCCCCCAGCGGCACAGUGCCAGCCUCUGUGUGCAGCUCCAUCCCAAGCCCCAGCAUCUCAGAGCCCCCCAGCAGCUCCAUCCCAGUGCCCAGCAGCCCAGAGCCCUCCAGCAGCACAGUGCCAGCCUCUGUGUGCAGCUCCAUCCCUGUGCCCAGCACCCCAGAGCCCUCCAGCAGCUCCAUCCCAGUGCCCAGCAGCCCAGAGCCUCCCAGCAGCACUGUGCCAGCCUUUGUGUGCAGCUCCAUCCCUGUGCCCAGCACCCCAGAGCCCUCCAGCAGCACCAUCCUAGUGCCCAGCAGCCCAGAGCCCUCCAGCAGCACUGUGCCAGCCUCUGUGUGCAGCUCCAUCCCAGUGCCCAGCAGCCCAGAGCCUCACAGCAGCAUUAGGCCAGCCUUUGUGUGCAGCUCUAUUCCAGUGUCCAGCACCCCAGAGCCCUCCAGCAGCUCCAUCCCAGUGCCCAGCAGCCCAGAGCCCUCCAGCAGCUCCAUCCCAGUGCCCAGCAGCCCAGAGCCCUCUAGCAGCACAGUUUCUGUCCCCCUGUGCAGCUCCACCACAGAGCCUCCCAGCAGCACUGGGCCAGCCUUUGUGUGCAGUUCCAUUCCAGUGUCUGGCACCCCAGAGCCCUCCAGCAGCUCCAUUCCAGUGUCUGGCACCCCGGAGCCCUCUAGCAGCACUGUGCCAGCCUCUGUGUGCAGCUCUAUCCCCGUGUCCAGCAGCCCCAUUCCAGCUCCCAGCAGCCCAGAGCCCUCCAGCAGCACCAUUCCAGUUCCCCUGUGCAGCUCCUUCCUAGGAUCCAGCACCCCAGAGUGCCCUGGCAACGCUGUGCCCGUCUCCCUGUGCAGCUCCAUCCCAGUGGCCGGCACCUUGGAGUCCCCUGGCAGCACCACCCCAGGGCCUCCCAACAUUAUUAGCUCAGUGUCUUGCAACCCAAACUCUCCAGGCAGCUCUGCUCUACCCCCCUGCAGUUGUGGGUCCCCUGGCAAUGCCAGCACAGCCUCCUGUACCCCAGGGCCCCCCGGCACCAGCUCCACUCCGCAGAAAGCUCCUUUCCACGGGUGGCGAGCAGCGCCUCCAGACUUUUCCUGCAGCUUUGAGCCCCCAUCUACAAAUGGGAGUUCUGAUCCUCUGCAUUGCCAAGGCACACCUGAGGGAGCCGAGCCGGAACAGAGCCCACCUGGCCUCCCUCCCAUUGAGACAAGUGGGCUGGAGCCUGCUGGCUCAGAAGCCACUGUCAUCCCUGUCACCUCGCCUGAAUCGACCCUGGGUGCUCUGUCCUGGAUGUUGCCACUGGUGUGGCAGGAGAAGACCCUCAACGCCUCGUUGCUGGUGGAAACCCUGUGGCACAGCCUGCCCCACAGCAAGCCACAGCAAGAUGCCAGCAGCAGUGUCACCCCUGUGCCCACUGCGGUCACCAGCACGACCCCUGUGUCCACUGUGGUCACUGGCACCAGCACAACCCCUCUGUCCACCGUGGUUACUGGCACCAGCAUGACGCCCAUAUCCACCGUGGUCACUGGCACCAGCACGACUCCUGUGUCCACUGCGGUUUCUGGCACCAGCACGACCCCGGUGCCCACCACAGCCAUUGGAACCAGCAUGACCCCAGUGCCCACUAUGGCCGCGGGCACCAGCACGACCCCGGUGCUCUCCGUGGCCACCGGCACCUUCAUGACACCUCGGGAUGUGUGGGAGAGGAGCAUGAACACAUCCAGGGGAAGCCUCCCCUGUGCCAAGGACAGUGCUGCUGAAACAGACUCCCUGCUCUGGCACUGUCCCCGGGAGUGGCUGAAGACCCUGCCACGGGCAGAGCUGGAGGGGAGGCUGGAGAGCAGCCUCAUCAUCAUCGAAGCGCUCUCGCUGCAGCUGCGUGACUGGCAGGAGAGCCAGCGGCCGCGGCCUGGCGUGGGGCCGGCCAAGCAGAGGGAUGCGCUCACACAGACGGACACCACCCACCCUGAAGGGAGCCAGAGCAGCCAGAGCCUCCUGUUCCAGGGCCUCGUGGACGCCGCUUUUCGGAGCUUGCAGGAUGAGCAGGGAGCCCUCGCGCAGGAGCAGGAGCAGGAAGGGACCCUGGUGUCCCAGUGCCAAGCUGUGCUUGAGAGUGUUCCCAGCAAGGUGCAGAGCUGUCUGGAAGAGCGGGAUGCCAUCAGGCAGAGACUGGAUGAAGCCCUACAAGCCAAGGAUCAGGGAUAUCUCUUCCUGGAGGCUUUCUGUGCCCACGCCAGUGCCCAGAUCAGUGCCCGUGACCAGAGCCUGGCAUCCCAGCAAGAGCUGAGCACGCUUCUGGUCCAUGCCACCAACCUGCAGGCAUCCCUGUCUGCCAAGGAGCAGUCUUUCUGGGAAUUCUUAGAUGUCAUCUUUGAAAAUCUGGAGAAGGAGAGGAGAGCCCUGGAUGAGGAGCGGGAGCAGACAAGGGCCCUGGUGUCCCAAACCCGUGCCCUGUUGGAGCGUGUGCCUGGCAAGCUGAGGAGCUGCCUGGAGGAGCUGGCUGCUGCACAGGAACGAGCAGAGGAAGCUCUUCAAGCCAAGGAGGAGGCAUCCUGCCAGCUGGAGAAGACCUUGGUGACCCUGCAGGACACAGGGGCUCAGCUGGAGCACCUGACAGUGGCCAAUUCAUGCCUAGAGAAAGACCUGAGCUCUAGAAAGGCAAAACUGGCCAGCAUGGAGAAGGAGCGGGAUGUGCUGCAGCAGAAGAACAAGAAGCAGUGGGAAGAGAUUGCCCAGCUGGCAAAGGAGACGAACUCCCUGCAGCAGGAGUGCAAGGAGCUGCGCCGGGAGCUGCGGGAGUCCACCGAGUGCCGGGAGUUCCUGAAUCAGGAGAACCAAAUGUACCAGACCCAGGUGCUGGAGAUGGAGGCCAGUCUGAACUCCACGCUGGCCACGCUGCAGGAGUGCGUCCUGCAGCGCAAGGAGCUGAUGGAGUCCCAGCAACGCCUGCGGGAAGAGCAGGCUGCCCUCAGCAAGGAGCUGAGCAGCACCAAGGCCGAGCUCCUCAACUUGCAGACAAAGAGGAACAAAGUUUCUUGGUGCUCCACGGACAUUAUGGAGAGCAAGACGCGGUUGCAGGAGCUUGCUGACUGCCUCAAGGCUGCUCUGGAAGAGCAGGAUGAUGAUGAUGCUCCAUCAAGAAGCAAAGCCUGGACCCCGGGCCCCCAGGCCCUGGGCUGGCAGACCCCACGUCGUGCCUGGACCCCACGCCGUGCCUGGACCCCGGCGUGCCGCACCCCGGCGUGCCACACCCCGCACCACGCCGGCAGCUCCUUUGUGGGCAGCGUCCUGAAAGCCAUGGCAGGGAAAGAUGCCAAUGAGACCACCAGAAGCGGGAGUACAGCUGCCAAGGACAAACUUGCCUCUGUGUCAAAGCCAAUAGAUCCCGAGGACACUCUGCUGGAGGGCGUGAAGGAGCUGAGAGCUGUGGUCUCCAGCCUUGCCAUACUGAGCUCUCGCAUCCAGGAACUGGAGCAGAGCGAGUUCAGGGCACUGCAGACAGAGAUCUCUGACCUGCAGUGCCGCCUGGACACGGUGACAGCUCAGAGCCAGGAGAGGGUGGAUACCCAGGCUGCCACCAUUGCCAAGCUGAACGAGGCGCUGAGGACCAAGCUUCAGAACGAGAAGGAGCUGCAGGACGUGGUGAAACAGCAGGAAAAGAAACUGUCACAACUCAUCAACAAGAGUGGGGAAGUUGCGAGGCUGGAGACAGAAGUCUUGCAGCUGAAGCGUCUGCUCCAGUAUGCAGAGACAGAGGCCACGGUGCUGUGGGAGGAGGUGAGGGGCAAGGAGCACCAGGUGGACACUGCCCACGUCCAGGAGCGCGUCAUGCUACGGCGAGAGGUGGAUAAACUGCGGCUGCUGCUCGUGGAAAAAGACAAUGAGAAUAUGCGGCUCAAUGACAAGUACCUGGAGCAGGUCCGAGGGCUGGAGGUGAAGCUCCAUCAUACCCAGAAAGUGCUGAGGACCCACGAGGAGAUGCAGGAGAAGAUAAAAGAGGCCCUGUUGGCUGUCCCUGAGGUGGCUGUGGGCUGCCAGGAGCUCCAGAGUCUGCUGCGCUAUCUGGGCCUGAAGCCAGCCAGCAAGGAAGCUGCUGAGCCGCUAUAGCCUGUAGCCUGAAACCUUUCCUGUUGUUAAUGUUGUAAUUAUUUAUUGAAUAAAGUUGUGUUGGCUUUUG
Messenger RNA from Hirundo rustica (Barn swallow), 4820 nucleotides. It is a transcript of the gene SPAG5, whose product is annotated as sperm associated antigen 5. The record is from RefSeq and is a predicted model, not a curated record. Bases 77 to 4750 code for a protein of 1557 amino acids. The transcript has 23 exons. Gene Ontology annotation, biological process: regulation of attachment of spindle microtubules to kinetochore; cell division. NCBI's taxonomy places the organism in Eukaryota, Metazoa, Chordata, Aves, Passeriformes, Hirundinidae.